Didymella exigua CBS 183.55 is the source of this 237-nucleotide messenger RNA. RefSeq lists its product as uncharacterized. The record is from RefSeq and is a predicted model, not a curated record. The annotation marks the transcript as partial. The transcript has 2 exons. NCBI's taxonomy places the organism in Eukaryota, Fungi, Ascomycota, Dothideomycetes, Pleosporales, Didymellaceae.
CUUAACUCUAAGCUUGUUGUUAGUCUAGCUGUUGUUAGAGACAUUAAGAACCUAGUUAUUAGGUAUACUAGGCUCCUUGUACUAGGCAGAGAGGUGGUGCUUGCUAGAGAAGAUAAUAAAGGGUGGGAUAGACCAGCCCUUCGCGCAGAUGCCUUGGAUAAUACUAAUGCUCUGGAUAACGGUAACCCACUCGCGAUCACCUGGCUGAACAAGCUCUGGCUAAGCAUGUCUCUCUAA